This is a messenger RNA of Acyrthosiphon pisum (pea aphid), 4018 nucleotides long. RefSeq lists its product as uncharacterized. Gene Ontology annotation, biological process: fatty acid biosynthetic process. The transcript has 20 exons. NCBI's taxonomy places the organism in Eukaryota, Metazoa, Arthropoda, Insecta, Hemiptera, Aphididae. Gene Ontology annotation, molecular function: fatty acid synthase activity; oxidoreductase activity. The coding region runs from base 11 to 3916 and encodes 1301 amino acids. The record is from RefSeq and is a predicted model, not a curated record.
UGUUUGGGAAAUGUUUGUUGAAAUUAAUUCUAAAACGUUUUCUGAUGAGUCUGUUCAGUUCGAUAAUCUGUGUUUUAAAAAUAAUAUCAAAGUUCAUCCAAAUAAUACAGUUGAAGGUAAUAUAAUGAUUCAGUGGGGAUCUGGUCAUUUUGAAUACAAUUUAAACGAUGAGGUCAUUUUUUCUGGUCAAAUAAGCUUCUUGAACAAUGUACAUUCAAAUAUAAAUACAAAAAAAAUUAUGGAAUUAGAUGUAACAUCUGAUGAGUUCCAAGGGUGUGUACUGGAAGAAGAAAUAUAUGCAGUUUUUGAAAACAACGGAUUCAACCUAGGAGACGAUUACAAAAAUAUAACCAAAUUUGAUAUUUAUAAAAAUUAUAUCCAAGGAAAUAUAAAAUGGAAAAAUGAUUGGAUUUACUUUCUUGAUGGCUUAUUGAAAUUUCCUAUAUUAGAACAUUUAGGUACAUGUCCAAUAGAAACUCCGAUUUCCGUUAGACAAAUUAGUAUAAACCCAACGAUGUUCAAAACAAAUAACGAAAAAGAUGUAAGUGUAAAUUACAACACAGCAACUAAAGAAAUAACAUGUGAUGGAAUAAAUAUAACAGGUGUAAAAAACGGGCAUUUAGUAUUGCUGAAAACUAAUUCUGCAGUAGUCCAUUUACAAGAAGAUAUAUUUAUUCAAUUCAACCUCUCACGAUGCAAAAACAUCGACCAAUUCAUCUACGACUCUAUGGAUAUAAUAACAGAUAAUUUCGAUAAAACCUCUGAAAAACUAAUUUUAUGUACUCCGUACCAUUUUGACGAUCAGAUAUCUAAAUUAUGUACAAAAACAAUCAAACAAAUCUUUGAAAAUCAACUAUCAAUGAAUAAUGAGAUAUUAAACUGGCACGACGUUGAGAAACAACCAGAAAAUGAUGAAUCUAGAAAAUUAAUCACAGUCACUAAUGUUAAUUACUUACAAGAUACGAUGAGAGCUUUAGUCAAUAUAAAAUGUGGUUACAUAAUAGUGUGUUCAAAAAAAAAACUACAAGACCUCAAAGAUUGGAAAAUAAUCACACAACAACGAUUUGACAAUAACAACUGUUUAGGAUUGAUGAAAAAGGUAAUGACCGUAGGAAAAAAUAUAAUAUCUAUAAAACCAACAAAUGAUUUAUACGAUUUGAGCAUUUGGAGAGCAUUAGAAACAUAUAAUUCAUCAAAAGACAUGAUCUAUAUAAUUUCAAGGUCUGCGCCAUUAGAAGGCAUCACCACUUAUGUUAAAGAAAUGUUGCAUAAGUAUAAAUCAAAGAAAUUAAGAUUCGUGUUUAUUUUGGAUUCAAACGCACCAGAUUUUGACUCCCAUCAGUCAUUCUAUACACAUCAACUAUCGAAAGAUUUAGUAGUAAAUAUUUUUAAAAAUGGUGGUUGGGGUUCUUAUAAAAGAAUUGUUCUUCAAGAUUUAAAAGACAAUAUUAAAGUCAACAAAAAUUUAGAAUUUAAAAAUGUCACUACAAAAACUAAAAAUAAAUUGGCAGUAAAAUAUCUAGGUUUAAAUUUCAAAGAUUUAGUUGUUGAAGAAAGCACGGAAAAUGAAUUUGGACUUUUGGAGUACUCGGGGUAUGUUGAUAACAAAACCAUUAUGGGAAUCACUUCACUCAAAGAAAUGUCAUCUAAGAUGAUUUAUGACCCGCUAUUAUCAUGGCCUGUACCAUCUACGUGGUCAUUGGAAGAAGCGACUACUGUUCCUCUAACUUACGCUAUGACCUAUUAUGUGUUCAAUAUCUUAUGUAAUCUCCAAAAGAAUAAUUCUAUUUUAGUAACUUCGGGGUUGCACCCUAUUGGUCAAGCUGCGAUUGCGAUAAGCUUAGGUAUUAAGUGCGAGACAUACGCUAUUGUAGAAUCGGACCAUCAAGCAGAACAACUUUCUAGUAUCUUCCCAGAGCUAUCGCGGUCAAAAAUACUUAUAAACACAAACGACAAUUUCGAUGUUCAACUAAAAAUGAUAACCAAGUCAAAGGGUAUAGAUAUUAUAUUGAACUUUUUGAAUGGUAAUGCAUUCCAAGCUGCAUUUCGUGCAUUAGCUUUUUUUGGAAAUUUAUUCCAUUUCUCAAAAUCAGAUAUGAAGAACCAAAGACAUUUAGGUACACGAAUAUUCUUGCGAAACACGUCGUUUUUCGCUGUCAGUUCAAACAUGUUGUUAAAUGAAAGUGAUCACAACAAACAAAUUGUACAGCAAGCACUUAUGGAUGGAUUAAAUAAAGGCAUUGUUAAACCUAUGCGUAGUCGUAUCGUAACUUCGUCGUUUGGUGGUGGUAACAUUUUUGACACAAUGAGAACUAACGCUUCAUCAGUAACGUCUGAAAAAGUGGUAUUGUCAUUAAACAAUAGUAUCAAUAAUGUUGAGAGUUCUAAUUUAAAGGAAAAAAUCGAAUGUAAUAUUAUGUAUGAAUGUCAUCCUGAUAAAAUUUACCUAAUAGUUGGAAAUAGAGGAGAUUGGAUAGACCUCGCCGAAUGGUUGGUCGAACGAGGAGCUCAAAAAAUUGUAAUCGUGGUCAAAAGGUGUUUAAUGUCAUCGACUGUUUGUAGAAGAUUUGAUAGACUCAUCUCUCGAAACGUAUCCAUACAAAUUGAAUCAGAUUUUAAUUUAAAAACAAAAGAGGAAUCACUUAAUUGGUUAAAUUAUUUGACAAAUUUUAAAGUUUUAGAUGCAAUUUUUAUUGUCAACCAGAUUGAUAUUAAUAAAAUGAAUAAUCUUCGAUAUGCUUUUGAAAAACAUAUGAACCAAACACUAACGACUUCAUUCGUAUGUAUAUUAAGUAACGGAAGUUCUAUUUGUGCUGAGCUCAAAUCAAUUGGUUUUAACGCUUUUAAUAUUUCUUGGGAUGGAAUGUCUUCGACACCGACAAAUACAACCAAAAUAUUGCCUUCGUUGGAUAUUUUAUUACAGAAAUCAUACGCAGCAGACUCUUCUUCAUUCGUGUGCUCUGAACCCGGCUCUCUUAAAUCCGAGUGCUAUCAACAAAUUAAUAAUAUUAUCACAAAUAUUUUACCCGAAUCAAGUGAUGAGUUACAUUGUCUUAAUGAUACACAAACUCAAGAAACAGAAUUUGUUGAAGUCUCGACAAGAAGUCCUAGAUUAUCACAACUGAAAUCUGUAAUGCCUGUGUUCUUAAUACCGGGAUUUAAACCAAAACUCAUAAAAGCGUUUUAUGAAAAAUUGAGUUACCCAGUUUUUGAAGCUCAAUUACCAGACGAUAUCGGCUCGAUUGAUGAAAUAUCACAGAUUUUAGUAAAUAAACUAAAAAAGAUUACAAAUCAAAAAUAUGUAUCUCUAAUUGGUGAAACUUGGGGCGGAACUGUUGCUCUUAAAAUGGCUCAAAUAUUGGAAGCGGAAGGAACAUUGACUACCGUAACAUUAUUAGAAGGCGAUCCAGAAAUAUUGGUUGGAUGUGCGAAACAUUUUCUCUCUAAUGGAUAUAUUACCAAAAAACUUAACUCGAUAUAUGGUACAUUAUCAAGUGAGUUAUCUAUACAUACAAUAAAAAAAUACGAUGAAGAAUUUCAGUUGAUAAACAUAUCUGCUUCUCAAAAACAAUUUGAAAAAAACACUCAGAAAGCUUUAAAUACUAUUCGCUGUAGAUUACAAGCAUUACUAGAGACCAAGCCACUUACGAAUAAAAUACAAUCAAAAGUUGUAAUAUUUAGAUACGAAAAAACGUCUAAAUUUUAUAGUACCAACUUAAAAGAUUAUUGUAUCAACCCGCCAUUUGUAAAUAUAAUUUCUGGAAUGGAUUAUAAACACAUGAUGGUAGACGAGAAAAUGAUUGAAAUGAUUAAUAAUAACGUUGUUUAUUCAUAUCCGAUCGGAGUGGAAUUGCCAUUGUGCGAUAAAUACAAAAAUGUCUACUUUUAUAUGCAAAAAUACUUAAAAAAUACGUAGAUGAAAAUCACAAAGAUAUAGUAGUUUGCUUUUCUGUUCUAUAUAAAUGUUGAAAUUGUUAAUGGUAAUUAUAUUUUGAUUAAAGUCUUUCAAAACUCAAAA